CUCUCAUUCCGCAGAGAGCGAAACAAACAUGGCGACAGGAUGGAGUGGCAAAGGGUGUACGCUAACGUUAAUGCUGUUCUUUUGGAGUAAAAUCUGCGCGAAUAGAGCGGAACCCCUGGGGAGCGACAGCCGAAUCCUCGGCAUGCGGCUGGAGUGGAGCGACAAGCCCGCCACGACCACCGACAAUGGAAUCAUACAGGUAACCGAGGGGAGCAAAAUCAAGCUCAGGUUCUACGGACUGCAAAUCAGUAAUGACACCUGGGAGCAGAUUAAGUUCGUGGAGCAGGGCGAGGACAGCAGCUCUGACUUCAACAGGACUUGUGCUGACUUCACCAAAGACCUCUCCAUCCAGCCUAAAAUGGAGGUUAGCAGCCAGGGCACAUCUGGGGUGCUGGAGGUCAGUAUUAAACCACUUAGGAAAAGUGAGUCCCAGAGGGAUUACGGGCUGUGCAUCAGACACAGCCAAGAUGGGAAGUGGUACCUCCUGGGAGCACAUGAUGGAAAGUUGCAUGUGGUGGAGGAGAAGAAGUCUCUGCUUCCCAUUUGGUUCCAGGUGAUCUUGAUUUCCUGCCUCCUGGUGCUCUCAGGUAUGUUCAGUGGUCUAAACCUGGGGCUCAUGGCUUUGGACCCCAUGGAACUGCGAAUCGUCCAGAGCUGUGGCACGGAGAAAGAGAAGAAGUACGCACGCAAGAUUGAACCCAUCCGGAAGAAAGGAAACUAUCUGUUGUGCUCGCUUCUCCUCGGGAACGUGCUGGUCAACACCACACUGACCAUCCUGCUCGAUGAUCUUAUCGGCUCUGGUUUGGGUGCUGUGGUGGCAUCAACCAUCGGCAUCGUCAUCUUCGGCGAGAUCGUUCCUCAGGCGCUCUGCUCUCGCCACGGCUUGGCGGUGGGCGCCAACACCAUCCACCUCACCAAGUUCUUCAUGCUUCUGACCUUUCCGCUGUCGUUCCCCAUCAGCAAACUUCUAGAUUGCAUUCUGGGCCAGGAGAUCGGCACCGUGUACAACCGGGAGAAGCUGGUGGGGAUGCUGAAGGUGACUGCGCCAUACAACGACCUGGUGAAAGAGGAGAUGAACAUGAUCCAGGGUGCUCUGGAAUUGAGGACUAAGACAGUGGAGGACAUCAUGACUCCACUCAGCAACUGUUUUAUGAUCAACAGCGAUGCUGUGCUGGACUUCAACACUAUGUCAGAAAUCAUGGAGAGCGGAUACACGCGCAUUCCAGUUUAUGAGCACGAACAGACCAAUAUAGUGGACAUCCUCUUUGUGAAAGACCUGGCGUUUGUGGAUCCGGAUGACUGCACUACGUUGAAGACCAUCACUAAAUUCUACAACCAUCCGGUCCACUUUGUGUUUCACGACACUAAGUUGGAUUCCAUGCUGGAGGAGUUUAAGAAAGGUAAAUCACAUUUGGCGAUUGUUCAGAAAGUUAAUAAUGAGGGAGAGGGAGAUCCGUUCUAUGAGGUGCUGGGAUUGGUCACUCUGGAAGAUGUCAUAGAGGAGAUCAUCAAAUCAGAAAUCCUGGACGAGUCUGACCUCUACACUGAUAACCGUACCAGAAAGAAAGUGGCACACAAUAAGAACAAGCGAGACUUCUCUGCCUUCAAAUAUGAGAGCGAGUCGAAAGUCAAGAUCUCUCCUCAGCUGCUGCUCGCCGCUCACCGCUUCCUUGCAACAGAGGUUAAUUUGUUCAGUCCGUCUCAGAUCUCAGAGAAAAUCCUUCUGCGUAUCCUUAAACACCCUGAUGUGAUCCAGGAGAUCAAAUUCAAUGAGAGUGAUAAGAGAUCGGCGCACCACUACCUUUACCUGCGCGGCAAACCCGUGGACUUCUUCAUCCUCAUACUGCAGGGCCGUGUGGAGGUGGAGGCUGGGAAUGAGAAUAUGAAGUUUGAGACCGGACCUUUCUCUUUCUAUGGAGUCAGGGCUCUCGGCGGUUCAACACUAGAAUUCCGCUCGCCGUCUCACAUUCGCGGGCUCAACCGAUCAGCGUCUCUGAGCGACACUGAUCGUCCUGAACCUCAGUCCGUCAGCGGCAGCAACACGCAGCUCAGCAGUGCUCCCUUGCCACAGUACACGCCAGACUUCAACGUCCGAGCUCUGGCGGACCUACAGUUUGUGAAGAUCACACGCUCUCAGUAUCAAAACGGUCUGAUAGCGUCUCGGCUGGACAGCUCGCCACAGUCUCCAGACAGCGGACACGGCCGUGUAGAUAACAGCAUAUCAUCCGCUCCCCAUCCGUCUUCAGAAAACAUCAUCUCGCUUGGAGACGCCACCGAUGAGACGACCUCGCUCCUCAACGAACAGAACAGCCAGCCUGCGCGCCAAGCCAACCACAGCACACAUAACGACAGUGCCAUUUGACAAAGUUAAAAGUGCGGGUGUAUGAAAAGCAACAGUUUCCUGAGACAUCCAAUGAAAACAUUGUGUAACACAUUGUGCAAGAUGAAGACACAGAGAAGCCAAAGUGUAUCUGGACUGAGAAAGGCCCCUGUUUCAGACAGACACACUGGGGCGUUUUAUAGACUGUGUGAAUAGAGACAUUUAUAUAUACAAAGAUGUUUUUGUCAUUUUUCUAUUGAGGUUGAUCACAGACAUGUGAAGGAGGGAAACUGCGGAUGCCUUUUUAUUUUGUGUUAGUCCAUAGCUAAUUCAUAAUUGUACCAAAUUUUAUUUGUGUGUGUGUGUGAGUGAAGAUUGGAAUGAGUUUAUGAUAGAGAUAUACAUGCCGGUGUGUGUGUUUGUACAUAUGACAAUGCAUGAGUCCGAUUUGGCCGUUGCAGCCUAAGCAACAACUCAGGGAGACGCUGAGCUUCACAUACUAACUGCAUGUUCAGUAAUUCCCCGUUCAUUUACGUGAACCCAUGCGACAAGUGAUCAAAAAAAAAGUGAAGCAUGCUGUCGUAAAAUGCACCAAAUACUAAGAUACACAUGGCAUCCACUUGUCAUUUUUGUCACAUAAUUCUGCUGGUUGUCUGUGGCAGUGUUCAUGUGAUUUAGUGUUUGUGUAUGUGUAGAAUUGUCCUUUUAAAAUGAAUGCAUUGACUUUUUUUACUCCAAAGAGAACAAGCAUUUGUCGUUGUAGUACGACUGUAAACGGAGUCACUUUUCUGCACAAAAUGUUUGUGAUUAGAGCUCUUGAACUGUAUCUGUUGCUCCCAUUGGACCAGAGGUAAUCUAACCAAAAGAAUUUAACUCUUUCAAGCUGUAUUUAUUUAGCCUAAAAUUGAGGUUGUAUAUUUUUUAAAAAUGAUUUUAUUUCUUUGUUUUUGUGACUUAAAAUUGCUGUGCGUUUUCUAAGCAGGUUGACAUGGUACAGACUACAAAUUGUAGAUGCCUAAAGCUAGGAAAUGGCAGGUGACGUCAAUGUUUUUUGCCUUUUUUUCCCACUGUGUAUCUUUUGCUUUUAUACCAAAUAUGUUUGAAACUGAUAAGGACAAUCAAAGUGAAAAGUGUCUCAUAGACACAUUGAUAGGAAGAUAUCAUCACAUGCCUAGUCAAAUAUACACACAAAAGCCUCUUUUAUUCUGUAGCAUCUCUUGAAUAUUAUAAAAUGGGGAGCAAGAA
Sinocyclocheilus anshuiensis is the source of this 3565-nucleotide messenger RNA. RefSeq names its product metal transporter CNNM4 (gene cnnm4b). The record is from RefSeq and is a predicted model, not a curated record. Gene Ontology annotation, biological process: magnesium ion homeostasis; magnesium ion transport. Gene Ontology annotation, cellular component: plasma membrane. Lineage: Eukaryota; Metazoa; Chordata; Actinopteri; Cypriniformes; Cyprinidae. The transcript has 7 exons. Gene Ontology annotation, molecular function: magnesium ion transmembrane transporter activity; sodium ion transmembrane transporter activity. Bases 29 to 2362 code for a protein of 777 amino acids.